Molecule: messenger RNA, 1417 nt
Organism: Annulohypoxylon maeteangense
Lineage: Eukaryota; Fungi; Ascomycota; Sordariomycetes; Xylariales; Hypoxylaceae
Product: NAD(P)-binding protein
Exons: 3
Coding region: 254-1216 (320 amino acids)
Source: RefSeq, a predicted model, not a curated record
AGGAAAAAAAAGUCGAGUGACACCGGCCGUCCUUUUGGUUGUCUGCCACUCAGAACGCGAGUUUCAGGGGUUGACUCAUCAGGGCAGGUCCGGUACUAAUAGAUUGAGGUAUCUCCCUUGUAGUAGCUACCAGUGCGAGAUUUUCAUACCAUACUGGUAGAAAAUAAUAAACCACUUCCGGACGAGCGUGACCGAAAUCUAUCAUAUUCAGUUCGAGAUUAAAUUAUCCAUCAACCCACGAACCAUCUCGACCAUGGGUAGAAGAACAUCUACAGCGAUGAUGCGAAUUGCGAUCGCGGGUGCUGGGGGCUUUGCCUCUCUUCUAGCUCAGGAGCUCUCCCGUAGCGCCUACGCCAUAAUCGUUCUUUCGACAAAGGAACACCCGGAAUUCGAAGCCAGUUACGAUUGUCAGGUAGCCGUAGUCGACUACAACAUCCUCGAGGACCUUCAGUUCACUCUCGAGGGUGUCGACCUUGUGAUAUCCACCAUCUCCGGCGCAGAACAACUUAACCUCAUCGAUGCAGCUAGAAGGGCUCGCGUGCGCUGCUUUGUACCUUCCGAAUUUGAGGGCGCCAUUGGCCGUAGACCACCAACAGGGACUGACCCUUUCGACAAUGAUUCAUCGACUGCUCUAGAGCAGCUUCGACAUUGGUCACAAUCUAGACAACACUCGAUGAAAUACACCGUAUUCUCUUGCGGUAUCUUCUACGAACGGUUCGCCCCUGGCGGUCUUCAAGCAUUCAACAUGGGCAUCACAUGCCGGAUUCGAAACCAGGGAGACUACAUGAUAGAUGUAGGACAGGGGAUUGCCGAAGUCCCGGAAGCCACUCCUCAAGGCCACCCUAUAUACAUUGUAAUGACAUCAGCAAUUGAUGUGGCACGGUUUGUCGCGGCGGCGGUCGAGCUUGGUAUCGAUACUUGGCCAAGAGAGUUCAGAAUGCGUGGCACCCGCAUGACGACUCGGAGACUUCACGAGAUCUGUAGCGAGGUCCGAGGAGUCGAAUUCGAUGUGAUCACGAGACCAUACGAUCAGAUCGAGCAGUGGCUUCGCUACUACGAGCAGAGUCGGGACGAGGCUAAAUGGUUCUCGAUGCAACAUCUUCUGCAGACUGCCAACGGCCGCUACACUUUCGGGGACACGAAUUUGAACGAUGCAGUGGAUGUACAACCUACGAACUUUCGUCAGUGGCUAUACAACACUUGGGGCCCGGCGUAAUAAUACCAGUCUUUCCGGUUCAGGUGGGCUUGGAUGGCUAACUAUCGUGUACGCCACUCGGACAGCCGUCUAUGUAUUUGUCGACUAUUCUGCCUGCGAUCGGCAUCUUGAACUGGUUGCCCGUUCCACUAGCCUCGGCGACCCUUUUAAGUGAUCUAGAAUGCAUCAUGGCGGAGUUGAAGAGAAGCAUAUAGUUAUUAC